Plutella xylostella (diamondback moth) is the source of this 768-nucleotide messenger RNA. RefSeq lists its product as uncharacterized. Lineage: Eukaryota; Metazoa; Arthropoda; Insecta; Lepidoptera; Plutellidae. The record is from RefSeq and is a predicted model, not a curated record.
ACAGUUUAUAAUUUAUAGUAAUAACCUCAAAAACAAAAUAAAAACAUUUCAUUUCAUAGUUGUGAUAAUUUAAAAAAUGAAUACAUUAAAAUAUUUUAAACCACUCCAACGACAUCUGAUAUCCUCGAUCAGAUUUCCUGCGGCAGAAUAUUCAACACAUCAUAUAAAGUACAUGGAAAUUCAGGAUAGAUGGAGAGAAAAAGACGGUCUUUCAAAAAGAUGGAAGUUGAUAUACAAAAGCCCUAUGGAUUUAACAUUAAACUACUUAACAACUUUCUUGACCGUUUCCACUGGAGCUGUAACUGCUGGAGGGGUUUAUUAUAUUGCGAAUUUCGACAUGGCUGAUAUUGACAAACCUCUAUUGCUUGGAGGUGAUGUGGUCAUUGCCAACACUCCCGUUGAAGCACUCAUAUACUUGGGAGCAUACAUAUUUUUUCAUGCAUCACUUAAAAUUCUAUUGUCUCGAUUUGUUAUUCGCAUGUACCAAGAUGGCGACAACUACAUGGCAGUGUUCAAGGGCCACAUGUACAAUAAAAUAAAAUUACAUGAAUUUCACUUGAAAGAUUUCAAGAGAUUGAACCCGCCGUGGGUGGUGUCUUGGGGAGAUGGCAGAUUUUCUCUCGGCAACAAGCAUGCAAUCAUAUUGGAGAACUACUUUAAAACACCAGAACAUUUUAAUUACUUGUUGUACAAGAAGAAAAUUGAUAAUGAUGAUGAUUAGAUUAAGGUUAAAUGAAGUCAUGUAAAUAAACUAAGUAGUAAUAACAA